AUGUCGGGGCCAGGAUCACAGCGGGAAGAAAAGGAAAUCAGACAACCACAGGGUCAGGCACUGCUCAUUUUUCAGGACUGUUAUGUCAGUAGUGCCCAGGUGCUGCCCUGCACCUGCACCAGCUAUGUCAGUAGUGCCCAGGUGCUGCCCUGCACCUGCACCAGCUAUGUCAGUAGUGCCCAGGUGCCGCCCUGCAGCUGCACCAGCUAUGUCAGUAGUGCCCAGGUGUUGUCCUGCAGCUGCAGCUGUACCUGCACCAGCUAUGUCAGUAGUGCCCAGGUGCUGCCCUGCAGCUGCAGCUGUACCUGCACCAGCUAUGUCAGUAGUGCCCAGGUUCUGCCUUGUGGCUGUACCUGCACCAGCUAUGUCAGUAGUGUCCAGGUGCUGUCCUGCAUCUGCAGCUGCACCAGCUAUGUCAGUAGUGCCCAGGUUCUGCCUUGCAGCUGUACCUGCACCAGCUAUGUCAGUAGUGUCCAGGUGCUGCCCUGCAGCUGUACCUGCACCAGCUAUGUUAGUAGUGCCCAGGUGCUGCCCUGCAGCUGUACCUGCACCAGCUAUGUCAGUAGUGCCCAGGUGCCGCCCUGCAGCUGCACCUGCACCAGCUAUGUCAGUAGUGCCCAGGUUCUGCCCUGCACCUGCACCAGCUAUGUCAAUAGUGCCCAGGUGCUGUCCUGCAGCUGCAGCUGCACCAGCUAUGUCAGUAGUGCCCAGGUUCUGCCUUGCAGCUGUACCUGCACCAGCUAUGUCAGUAGUGUCCAGGUGCUGUCCUGCAUCUGCAGCUGCACCAGCUAUGUCAGUGGUGCCCAGGUGCUGCCCUGCAGCUGCACCAGCUAUGUCAGUAGUGCCCAGGUGCUGCCCUGCAGCUGCACCAGCUGCUGCCACGCUCACCUGGAUCAUGCCAUUGACUUGGGAUUCUUCUCCCUCCUCUAUGCCUAUAAUUUGAAAGCAGGUCGGAGCAGCAGCGAGGAUCUGCAGGUGAGCUUGGGCCUUGAGCAGGAGAUGGCAGAAGUGAAAUAA
Rattus rattus (black rat) is the source of this 1017-nucleotide messenger RNA. Its product is annotated as keratin-associated protein 10-8-like. Lineage: Eukaryota; Metazoa; Chordata; Mammalia; Rodentia; Muridae. Bases 1 to 1017 code for a protein of 338 amino acids. The record is from RefSeq and is a predicted model, not a curated record. The transcript is spliced from 4 exons.